Molecule: messenger RNA, 1875 nt
Organism: Andrographis paniculata
Lineage: Eukaryota; Viridiplantae; Streptophyta; Magnoliopsida; Lamiales; Acanthaceae
Product: dihydrolipoyllysine-residue succinyltransferase component of 2-oxoglutarate dehydrogenase complex 2, mitochondrial-like
Exons: 15
Coding region: 181-1593 (470 amino acids)
Biological process (GO): tricarboxylic acid cycle
Cellular component (GO): oxoglutarate dehydrogenase complex
Molecular function (GO): dihydrolipoyllysine-residue succinyltransferase activity
Source: RefSeq, a predicted model, not a curated record
UUAGAAGUGGAGCUCAUCAUCUCCUCUCCUCUCCUUCGAUCAUUAAAAGUCAAUAUUCAAUAGUUUUCUGGAAGGGCACCGAUCCGCCUGGUUGCUUGGAAUUGUAUUUCGCCUUUUUGGCGCAUUCGGACUUUUCUUCUCGCUGCAAUCAAACCCUAGCUGUAGUAGAUCAACGACGUGAUGUUGGGCGUUUUCAGGCGGAAGGCUGCUUCGUGCGCUUCAUCUGCUUGGGUGUAUGGGAGAGUGGAUAAGCUCAAACCUGCAGUUUCUGCGUUGCGAGCGAGUUCUGCAGUCUCUGAAGAGAUCACACAUUACACCAGACAAUUUUACAAUGUUCGAAUGAUAUGUCACGUUCCAUUGGCUGGACGCAUGAUGACUCUGCUGCCAAAGAGGGAACUGGUGGGGUGUCUUCAGCAUGAUGCCAGUGUGCAGAUUUGGAGCAGAUCAUUCAGUUCUAACGAUGGUGAUGUUUUUGAAGCUGUUGUCCCUUUUAUGGGUGAAUCUAUAACUGAUGGCACCUUGGCAACAUUCUUGAAAAAACCUGGCGACAGAGUAGAAGUUGAUGAGCCAAUAGCCCAAAUUGAAACAGAUAAGGUGACUAUUGAUGUCAACAGCCCUGAGGCAGGUGUGAUCAAGGAGUUCAUAGCUAAGGAAGGAGAUACUGUGGAACCUGGCACCAAGGUUGCUAUUAUAUCAAGAUCUGGUGAAGGUGCUACCCAUGUUGCACCCUCUGAUGCUAAAACAUCUACAAAAACUUCUUCGCCUCCUGCUGAAGAGAAAAAGGAGAAGCCUGCACCUAAAGUUGAAAAAGCCCCAAUUGUUGAGAAGCCCAAGGGAAGUCCUCCUCCUCCUCCUCCGAAACCAUCAGCUGCAGAACCCCAACUACCCCCCAAAGAUAGAGAAAGACGAGUUCCAAUGACAAGACUAAGGAAGAGAGUUGCAACUAGACUGAAGGAUUCUCAGAACACCUUUGCAUUGUUGACAACAUUUAAUGAAGUUGAUAUGACCAAUUUGAUGAAGCUACGAUCCGAUUACAAGGAUACAUUUGUUGAAAAACAUGGAGUGAAGCUAGGACUGAUGUCUGGAUUUGUAAAAGCAGCUAUCAGUGCACUUCAGAAGCAGCCAAUAGUAAAUGCAGUCAUUGAUGGGGACGACAUCAUCUAUAGGGACUACGUAGAUAUUAGCAUAGCUGUUGGCACCCCCAAGGGUCUGGUUGUUCCAGUUCUUCGCAAUGCUGAGGCCAUGAAUUUUGCCGAGGUUGAAAAGGAGAUCAACAAUCUAGCUAAGAAGGCCAAUGAUGGCUCCAUAUCGAUUGAUGAGAUGGCCGGGGGAACGUUCACCAUUUCCAACGGCGGUGUCUAUGGAAGUCUUUUGAGCACUCCCAUCAUCAACCCUCCUCAGUCUGCCAUCCUGGGAAUGCACUCAAUAGUGAACCGUCCCAUGGUUGUUGGAGGUAACAUCGUCUCGAGGCCUAUGAUGUACAUUGCUCUGACGUACGACCACAGGCUGAUCGACGGGAGAGAGGCAGUGUUCUUCCUGCGAAGGAUCAAAGACGUGGUGGAAGAUCCUCGCCGACUGCUGUUGGACGUAUGAAGAUCAGCGAUCAUCUCCCCUCUCAAGCUGGUGACGCCCAGCCCCCUUUCAUGCGUGAUUAUUUAUUUCCCAUAUAAUCGAGUUGGAACGAGCACCCAGUUUCCCCAUGGGUGAGAAAAUAAAUUCACAGUACUUAACAAGUUUUGUAGUUCUUGUUCAUUCUGGUAUUUUUUUUGUGUUUUUCCCCGGACACCGGAUCGCCUGUUUGAUGUAGCUUUCCCAAAGCCGAAUUGCUUUGACAACUCUGGACACAUCGACAAGAAAAAAAAACAACAUUAUACA